AUGAGCGUUGUCACGUUCCCCAUGCCACAUGGACUCUCGGAUGCUGCGGCCAUUGAUGCAUCAUUUGCAGUUCAUCCAGAUUUCAGAAGUCACACUGGAGGUGUAUUGACUAUGGGUGAAGGAGGAUUACAGAUAAUCUCUAAGAAGCAGAAGUUGAACAGUCGAAGUUUGACAGAAGCCGAAUUGAUUGGUGUCGAUGAUGCUGCGACACAGAUAUUGUGGACAAAAUUGUUUGUGGAAGCACAAGGUUAUCCUGUUGAAAAGAACAUCCUAUACCAGGAUAACAAGAGUUCUAUUCUAUUGGAAAAGAAUGGACGUGAUAGUGCUGGAAAGCGAAGUCGAGCUUUGAACAUUCGAUAUUUCUUUAUGACUGAUCAAGUCAAGAAAGGAAAUGUGACUAUAGAAUAUUGUCCAACUGAAAAGAUGUGGGGGGAUUUCAUGAGCAAACCUCUACAGGGACAAAAGUUCUUGGAUUUCAGAUCAUUGAUUCAAGGAGAACAAGAUUAG
This is a messenger RNA of Cylindrotheca closterium, 507 nucleotides long. NCBI's taxonomy places the organism in Eukaryota, Bacillariophyta, Bacillariophyceae, Bacillariales, Bacillariaceae. The record is from the annotation of a GenBank genome assembly.